Molecule: messenger RNA, 1545 nt
Organism: Camelina sativa (false flax)
Lineage: Eukaryota; Viridiplantae; Streptophyta; Magnoliopsida; Brassicales; Brassicaceae
Source: RefSeq, a predicted model, not a curated record
AUGGAUUCGUUGAUUAUACUUGAUCGUGGGUGGACGCUGUAUUUAAUGGAUCAAUCAGGGAAACCAAUAUGCUCAGCAUCUUAUAUGGAGUUGUUUUUUACUGUGGUUUCUCUUUUCUCCUUCCUUAUGGUUGCUCUUUCGUGUAAGACUAAGAGGAUUUUCCUUUCGUCUCGGAAAGCAGUUGUUUCAUUGAGGGACAGCAACUCAGAAAAGAAACAAAGAGAGGAUGUUGUUAUAAAGACUUCACCACCACUGUCUCAGAAAGCAGUUGUUUCAUUGAGGGACAGCAACUCAGAAAAGAAACAAAGAGAGGAUGUUGAUCCUUCACCACCACUUUCACCACCACUUUCACCAGAUACCUCACCACAUCCUUCACCAGGUACUUCAGAUACUCUCGAGAAGAAGUCACAAAAUCUCCUCCAGGAUGCACCAGAGAAUGUUGGAGAGUUUGAUAGCGAAGUUGAAAAGCUUUUAAAUGCUCGUUGGACCGAAUUUCUCCAUGAAAAAGAUGGUAAAAGCAUUGGUAGAAGAAUGUUCAUUACGAAGAAGAAGAUUGCAAAUGGUAAAGAUCCUUCAGUGUUUGAGGGGUUUUGUCAUCCCGAGCGUGCAGUGGCGGUGAAACGGGUUGGUGUAUCUGAAUCUGUGCUGUACAAUAUUAUGAAUGAGAUAUAUAUCAGCAAUGCAUUAGACCAAGACAGAGGAAUCAUCCGUUUAUAUAGCUAUGACUAUGACAAGAAUUAUGCUUACUUCGGUUUGGAGCCAUGGAUGUGUGAUCUAGAAGAUUUGGUGAUCUUCUGUAAAGAGAAAGUACAGGAAAAAAACUCAACUAAAGAGUAUUUAGAGGUUCCACUGGAUGGUAAUGUUUUGUGGGAAGCUUUGGGCGUUCUCUCACCUGUUGUGCGAGAUUUAAUGAGGGAUAUGGCUUGUGUUCUUGAACACUUGCACAGCCUGAAAGUAAUUUAUCGAGACUUCAAUCCUCAAAAUGUGAAGAUUAUACUUAAAGGAAAGAAGCUCAUUGCAAAAUUGUCCAAUUUUGGAAACAGCAAGCGUAUCUCCCAUGAGCCAUCCUUCAGUUAUCCAGGUAGUAAGGAUUGGCGUGAGAACAAGAUCAGGAAUAAAACGAUCAAUAUCUCCAAAGUAAAAGCUAUCCCUGAAGCAUAUCACCUCAUCUCUCAUUUGCUAAAACACGAACCUCAUUUAAGGCUUAGUGCAUCUGAAGCCUUGCUCCAUCCAAUGUUUUGGGAUGCGAAAAUGUGGCUUUCUUUCCUACAUGAUGCUUCUGACCUGUUUCAGAGUGCUGGGAUUAAGUCAAAAACCAUGAGCGAUUUGUAUUCCAGAAGAGGGGAGGAGCUUGUGGGAUCGAAAUCCGAUGGGUUAGACCAGUUCUUUGCUGGUAAGUACCCAAGAUUGCUAAUGGUGACAUACGAGGUCGUAUCUUUUCAUUACAAAGGAUAUCCAUCAUGGAAAAAGUACUUGAAGCAAUUCAAGCAAGCAACCAAGAAAAGUUGUGAUACUGUUGUCAUCUAUGACUCUUUUGAAACUUGA